This is a messenger RNA of Limulus polyphemus (Atlantic horseshoe crab), 2171 nucleotides long. RefSeq names its product 5'-nucleotidase domain-containing protein 1-like (gene Nt5a). The record is from RefSeq and is a predicted model, not a curated record. The transcript has 2 exons. Gene Ontology annotation, molecular function: 5'-nucleotidase activity. Bases 218 to 1681 code for a protein of 487 amino acids. NCBI's taxonomy places the organism in Eukaryota, Metazoa, Arthropoda, Merostomata, Xiphosura, Limulidae.
CUCAAAAAUGCGUAUGGGGCAGUGAUAGCUAGCCGGUGUAAGACUUAAAAAAGUAGUAUCCAAAUAUCUCAAAGUGUAAUAUAGUUUAAUAUUACUACACGUUUAGUUUAAAGGGGCGUGCCAAUUUGAAGUUUCGAGUAAUAGGAUAAAAUUUAAAGUUUUUAUAUUAAAGAAUUCUGGUUAGAAUGUCACUUUAUUAGAUCAUCAAAAGGCAAAAAUGUCUCUUGCUCUUAAGGCACUGGUGCUUAGCAGGCAGAGUUACCCAGGCUGGAGUCAUAUCACUAAAUGUCUUCUUACAUGUUCUCGGGCUACAGUAUUUCUAGAAGACUUUAUCAAACCAUUUCAUUUACAUAGUACAUGGUUAAAGUGUCAACAGUUGAGAUUUGUACAUUCAAGCCUUUCAGUUGGCUUUGAGGAUAAGGGUUCAGUUAAUUCCACUUUUAGUUUUGCUGACUAUGAUGUUAUAGGGUUUGAUCUUGAUCACACGAUAGCGAAAUACAAGCUAUUACCAACAUUUGAGCUUGUAUGGAGUAUCCUGGCAGAUUUUCUUGUUAAGAAUCGAAAUUAUCCCCCAUCAUUGUGCCAAACUCCAGUUGUGUCAACUGAUUUUCUUUCAAAAGGACUUAUUGUUGACAAAGCUAGGGGAAACUUUUUAAAACUUUCUCAUGACCACUCAAUUGUACGAGCCUCACACGGUACUACAAGAAUGACCAGUGAUGAAAUUAGACAUAUCUAUGGUACCAAUCGAAUAUGGGAACCAGUUAUGAAUCUUGCUGAUCGGCUGUGUUACCAGAAUCAAAUUCAACCUUUCUUUGUUUUUAAAGAUAAUUUUGUUAUUGCCCCUGCACUGACUUGUGCUCAGAUUGUUGAUGCUUUAGACAAAGAACAGGGAAAGUCAAGUAUUUGUUAUGAUUUUUGGAAAGAUGUUUAUGAUGGCUUUAUGUAUAUGUUUCAACGAGAUGCAUUUAUAAAGCAAGUGGGAGGAUAUUUCCCAGCUAUUCAGCGAGACAUAAGUACGUAUAUUAAUCCUUGUGACACUAACUUAAGAAAAUGGUUGGAUGACUUACACUCAAAGAAGAAAACUUACCUUUUGACUGGCUCAAAUGUUGACUAUGCCUCUUAUUUGGCAGAGUUUUGCCUUGGUCCAAAGUGGAAAGAUAAAUUUGAUCUGAUUAUCACGUAUGCAUGCAAGCCAGGAUUUUUUAUUGCAAAUCGUCCAUUCCUCAACUUGGAUGGAAUAAAUGAGACAUCGGUAGUUAAAGAAGGUCUUCAACCAGGAAGAAUUUACUCUCAGGGAAAUUGGCAAGAAUUGCAUACAUUUUUUGCUCAACUUGUUGGUAAAUCCAAACCAAAGAUACUGUACAUUGGAGAUUCAGUACUGGAAGAUGUGUUUGCACCAUCUAAAUUCACAAGCUGCGAGUCAGUAGCCGUAGUUCAGGAAAUUGUUUCUGAAGAAUCUUCUGGAUUGCUGACAUCCGAGAUGUGGGGGUCAUAUUUUUCGGAUUGUCUUUCUGAUGGGGAAAAGAGUGAGAACACUUUAUGGGCUGAUUUAAUAAUGAAACAUAGUCAGAUUGCAAUUCCAGACUUGGAGAGUGUAACUUCUUUUCCUGUUGACCAACGGUAUCCUUCUUUUAAAAAUGGCCCAAAUGGGUUUUUCCCAAAACUUCCAAAAAUGUUUUAAAUUUCUCUACAGUUUUAUAAUAUUAUUGUAGUUUUUAGCAAUGAAAACUUUUCACAUUGUUGUGCUUUAAUUAUGUUGCUUCAUUAUUAUUUUAAGAGCAGUUCUUAUUAAUACUUACUUUUUGAAAAAUUCUACUAGCUAAAGGAGUAAUUUGGAGAAAAAUUUAGUUUUCAAACAGUCUAAUUUUAACAGACAAUGAAUUUUAACUUCUAAAGUUUCAUAAUUCAAAUACAAGGAACUUUGUAUCUGCGUACUGAUUGCAGAUAUUCCUACGUGACUGGCCUCAUGAGGGUUUUUCAAGCAUCUGAUUAUACUGAUAGAAAAAUUACACAACUUAUUUUUUUUUUAUGAAUUGAUGUAAAUUUGUUUUUGACACUGGCUUCUUAUCUCCUAAAUAUUAUUGUUAUUUCUAAGACUUACAGAAACAUAACUUGUGGACAACACGUGUCUAUUUGAUCCUUCAAGGCUGUCUCUGCACAUUUGUUCUUUU